Condylura cristata (star-nosed mole) is the source of this 2626-nucleotide messenger RNA. It is a transcript of the gene DDX31, whose product is annotated as DEAD (Asp-Glu-Ala-Asp) box polypeptide 31. The record is from RefSeq and is a predicted model, not a curated record. Bases 327 to 2468 code for a protein of 713 amino acids. Lineage: Eukaryota; Metazoa; Chordata; Mammalia; Eulipotyphla; Talpidae. Gene Ontology annotation, molecular function: nucleic acid binding; ATP binding. The transcript has 22 exons. Gene Ontology annotation, biological process: ribosome biogenesis. Gene Ontology annotation, cellular component: nucleus.
CGUCUGGGGGCACAGACUUGGCAUCUGGCCACAGUCAGGGUUACCACUGCUCUUGCCGCCGCCGCCCCCAUCUCUGCCCUCGUGCCCGACAGCGUGGUCAUGAAGGUGCUGGGCCAGCGGCUGGGUCAGCAGGACUGCCUUCGCAAGGGCUGGGUGAUGCACGGCUUCCCGCGGGACCUGGACCAGGCGCACAUGCUGGCCAACAUGGGCCACAAGCCCAACAGUUGCCUCAAGGAAGUUGGCGCCUCAAUGCUGCAACCAGUUUACAACUGAGCAGUCCCUGGAGAGCCGAGGAAGCCCUCGGGCAGCGGUGGAAAGAGACACAAAUGCUCAAGUGGAGAAGCUGUCAAACACUGAGGCGGUCUGCAGCGUCACAGCCAGCAAAGGCCACCAAGAGAAAAUGCCAAGCAUCCGGGGAGGCUCCCCCAGCAAAGCGGAGGGGCCAGGCUUCGCCCCUGCCUGCCAGGAGCGCUGCGGCUACGCAGGCUCGGCAGCCGCGGAAGGGGGCGGCACCGGGCGCGCGUUGUCUGCGGAAGCCUCCGCCUGGCACGCCUGCUAAGCGCCAGGAGCAGAAGAGAGCGGGCGUUAAGACUUCCUCUUUGUUUAAGAACAACCCUGAAAUCCCGGAGCUCCCCAGACCUGCAGUCAAACAGGUGCAAGAGGAAGUGUUUACUUCAGAUGCUUUUCACGAACUGGAUCUUCACCCCCACUUAAUUUCUACACUAACUACGGUCUUAAAAAUGUCCAGUAUGACCAGCGUGCAGAAGCAGAGCAUCCCCGCGUUGCUGGGGGGCAGAGAUGCCCUGGUGAGGUCCCAGACGGGCUCAGGUAAGACUCUUGCCUACUGCAUCCCCGUGGUCCAGUCCCUUCAAGCAAUGAAGGCGAAAAUACAACGCAGCGACGGCCCCUACGCCCUGGUGCUGGUGCCCACGAGAGAGCUGGCUCUCCAGAGCUUUGACACUGUCCAGAAGCUGCUUAAGCCAUUUACCUGGAUUGUGCCUGGAGUGUUAAUGGGAGGAGAAAAGAGAAAAUCAGAAAAAGCCAGACUCCGCAAAGGAAUAAAUAUCCUUAUAUCAACUCCCGGACGCCUGGUGGAUCAUAUAAAAUCCACAAAAAACAUUCAGUUCAGUAGGGUACAGUGGCUGGUUCUGGAUGAAGCGGACAGAAUCUUGGAUUUGGGCUUUGAAAAGGAUGUCACGGUGAUCCUGAAUGCUGUGAACGCCCAGUGCCAGCGGCGACAGAACGUCUUGCUGUCGGCGACGCUCACAGAAGGCGUCACCCGGCUGGCUGACAUCAGUCUGCACGACCCUGUCAGCAUUUCUGUGCAGGAUGACAACUGCGCUCCAUCCACCCACGGGGGCAGCGUGAUGCCCGCAGCCGCUCCUCCCCCGGCUGGUGACCAGCAGGCCGGCUUCGCCAUACCCGUGAGCCUGGACCAGCACGUGGUAUUGGUUCCCAGCAAACUCAGGCUCGUCUCCCUGGCAGCCUUCAUCUUGCAGAAAUGCCAGUUUGAGCAGGAUCAGAAGAUGAUCGUCUUCCUCUCAAGUUGUGAACUGGUGGAGUUCCACUACACCCUCUUCGUGCAGACCCUGCCGGGCCUCUUGGGGGCCCUGGACUCGGGGCCGUCGCCAUCUGCCGCCGCGAAAUUGCAGUUCUACCGGCUGCACGGGGCGCUGGAGCAGGAGGAAAGAACAGCCGUGUUCCAAGGGUUCUCGAGCGCCAAGGCGGGCGUCCUCCUCUGCACGGAUGUUGCAGCUCGGGGCUUAGAUCUCCCUCAAGUCACAUGGAUUGUUCAGUACAACGCUCCGUCUUCACCUGCCGAAUACAUCCACCGGAUUGGGAGAACCGCCCGGAUUGGCUGCCAGGGGAGCAGCCUGCUCAUUUUGGCUCCUUCGGAGGCAGAAUAUGUCAACUCGUUGGCUUCUCACAAAAUCAACAUGACUGAGAUUAAGAUGGAGGCGAUUUUGUCUGUUCUGACACGGGAUGACUGCUUUAAAGGGAGACGGCGGGGAGGCCAGUCCCGUGCCGCCGGCCCCCAGGAAAUCCGAGAGCGAGCCACAAUCUUGCAGACGGUGUUUGAAGAUUACGUGCACUCUAGCGAGAAGAGGAUCUCCUGGGCAAAGAGAGCUCUGCAGUCCUUCAUCCGGGCCUACACAACCUACCCGCGGGGGCUGAAGCACAUCUUCCAUGUCCGUCUGCUCCACCUCGGGCACGUGGCCAAGAGCUUCGGGCUGAGAGAUGCGCCCCAUGGCCUCGGUGCCCCUGCUCUGAAGAGGAAGAAGAGGCCUGACCUUCACAAGCAGCCCCGCGGCAAGCCCCGCCUGGCUGACAUCCUGCGGUCGGAAUACUCCAGUGGGAUGGAGGUGCCCACGGCCUCGGCGCAGAGCAGCCCAGGGCUGGGCAGGAAGAGGACACGCCCUCCGCUGGACACAAACCCCGAGGGCCUUCCCGGGGCGCCGCAGGAGUGAGGGAACAGCCUGUGUGGGGCCGCCCUGCCUCCUCUCGGGCUGCCAGGCGCCCGUCUCCCGAGGUACUGCGCCCGCCCUCCUCUGAAGACGCUUCGGUUUUGCUUGAGCUCAUCAACACUUAUCUUGGCAUGAAUUUUAUAAAACAGGAUUUUAAAACA